Molecule: messenger RNA, 1430 nt
Organism: Guyanagaster necrorhizus
Lineage: Eukaryota; Fungi; Basidiomycota; Agaricomycetes; Agaricales; Physalacriaceae
Product: TPT-domain-containing protein
Exons: 6
Coding region: 104-1105 (333 amino acids)
Source: RefSeq, a predicted model, not a curated record
AACGGUUUUGUUCUGUCCGCCACGACGUUUUUCUUCACCCUCCGUCUAACGUCCUUAUCUUAACACAGUCACUCUUUAUUUCAUUUCCAUCUUUGGGUUCACCAUGUCUUCGAUAGAGGAGAAGGAUUUCGGCGGGAAGGAGGAGGACAUCGAUAUCAGCGACAGUCGCCAGGAUCUGCCGUCGCCCGCGGUUGCACAAGUCCCGAAAGCCAAGCCGAAGCUCUCGGCCACGAUGAUAAUACCUGUCUGGAUCGUACUCAGCUCGUCCGUCAUCAUAUACAACAACUACUUGUACAAUACCCUCUCGUUCAAGUAUCCGGUUUUCUUGGUGACAUGGCAUCUGACGUUUGCGGCUAUCGGUACACGGGUUCUAGAAAGGACAACCACUCUCGUUGACGGUGCAAAGGACGUCCAUAUGUCCAAGGACAUGUUCUUGAAAUCUAUCCUUCCAAUCGGACUCUUGUUCAGUGGAAGUCUUAUCCUCAGCAACACCGCUUAUCUUUACCUCAGUGUUUCCUACAUUCAAAUGCUUAAGGCUUUCACAGCGGUUGCUAUCCUCCUUAUCUCAUGGUGCUUCCGGAUCCAAGAGCCCAAUCGCAAGCUUGCCGUCAUCGUCGUCAUGAUUUCCUCAGGCGUUGCGCUUGCUUCUCAUGGCGAGCUUAGGUUUAACCUCCUUGGUUUCAUCAUCCAGGCAGCCGCAGUCGCUUUUGAAGCAUCCCGGUUAGUGAUGAUCCAAAUCCUACUCCACGGUCUUAAGAUGGACCCGCUUGUUUCACUGCAUUACUAUGCGCCUGUCUGUGCUGUCAUCAACCUCGUAGCGAUCCCAUUCACUGAGGGCUUCGAGCCAUUCUACGAAUUAGCCCGGAUCGGUCCGCUUAUCCUGCUCUCUAAUGCCCUCUGCGCAUUCAUGCUCAAUGUGGCGGCUGUCUUCCUGGUUGGCGUCGGUAGUGGUCUCAUCCUGACCCUCGCCGGAGUUUUCAAGGACAUUCUCCUUAUAACAGGAUCCGUGUUGAUUUUCGGUUCCCCUGUUACCCCUCUCCAAAUCUUUGGUUAUUCAAUUGCGUUGGGAGGACUUAUACUUUUCAAAACGUCCGGUGGUAAAUAAAUUUCUCAUGUGGAUUUUCGCGCUCUCGGCUAGUGUAACACUAUCAAUGAACGACUUCCUGCGGCAGGAUAUUGUUAAGUUACAUAGGAAGUAUUAUAUACAGAUCUUUUUUUAUACUUGUGCUCGCUAGUCUGCCAUCUGGCGUUCGAGUUGUACAUAUUUUCACUCUUUCCAUAGACGAGACGAGAUAGACUUUAAAUAUGCAUGGACAGAGGGCUGUAUCGGAAUGACAGCGCGCCAGGGACAUGGAAGACUUUAAGGGGUACAGGUACAGAUGACGACAACGAACCGGCGCAUCGCUCGAACUAUCCGUAAGGGAUCAGUA